AUGUCUGCUGCUUGGAUCAAUGAGCCGAAGGCUCACCCCCUCGAGGUCAAGGCUGCCCCGACGUACACCCCGGGCCCCAACGAGAUUCUCGUGCGCAACCACGCCGUGGCGAUGAACCCUAUCGACAACACGACCCAACUCCGCGGGAUCUUCCCCCUCCAGUAUCCAGCCAUCCUGGGUCAAGAUGUCGCCGGCGAGGUUGUGGCCAUUGGCCCCAACGUGUCACGCUUUAAGGCCGGUGACCGCGUGGUGGGUCACUCCGUGGUCUACGCGACACAAGAGCAGCGAGACGGGGCUUUCCAGACCUACACCAUCGUGCGCACCAAUCUGGCCAGUCUCAUCCCCGAGGAAGUUUCGUUUGAGUCAGCCUCAGUGCUUCCUUUGGGUCUGUCAACGGCCUCGUGCGCCCUAUUCCAAGACGGUGAUCUCCACCUGCAACUCCCCACCUCUCCCGCACAAAAGCCCACAGGCAAGACGGUCCUGAUCUGGGGCGCUGCAUCCAGCGUGGGCUGCAACGCUGUACAGCUGGCUGUGGCCGCGGGAUACGAAGUGGUGGCCACCGCUUCGCCACACAACUUCGAUCUGGUGAAGAAACUCGGCGCAAGCCAGGUGCUGGACUACCACAGCGCCAACAUCGUCGAAGAGCUGGUCCUUGCUCUCCGGGACAGAGAACUUGCCGGCGCGUUUGAUUGCAUUGGGUUCUCUGCGACAAAGACCACAGCCGCCGUGGUGGCAGCGUCGCAAGGCGCCAAGCGCGUUGUCUCUACCAAGCCUGUGCCGGCUGAUCUGAACCCGCCGGAGGGAGUCACUGUCAAGCAAUGCCGUGGCGAUGCUCUGCGAGAUAAUCAUAUCGGAAAAGCAAUUUAUGAGGACUUCUUGCCUCAGGCGCUCAAGACUCGGUCGUUUGUGCCGGCUCCGGAGCCGCUGGUUGCGGGUAAGGGGUUGGAGAGUGUGCAGGGUGCACUAGAGGUGCUCCAGAAGGGGGUCUCUGCUAAGAAGGUGGUGGUUGUGCUUUAA
Messenger RNA from Penicillium lagena, 1017 nucleotides. RefSeq names its product zinc-binding alcohol dehydrogenase family protein. The record is from RefSeq and is a predicted model, not a curated record. The transcript has a single exon. Bases 1 to 1017 code for a protein of 338 amino acids. Lineage: Eukaryota; Fungi; Ascomycota; Eurotiomycetes; Eurotiales; Aspergillaceae. Gene Ontology annotation, molecular function: oxidoreductase activity, acting on NAD(P)H.